Osmerus eperlanus (European smelt) is the source of this 3219-nucleotide messenger RNA. RefSeq names its product phospholipid phosphatase 2b (gene plpp2b). The transcript is spliced from 6 exons. The record is from RefSeq and is a predicted model, not a curated record. Lineage: Eukaryota; Metazoa; Chordata; Actinopteri; Osmeriformes; Osmeridae. Gene Ontology annotation, biological process: signal transduction; phospholipid metabolic process; phospholipid dephosphorylation. Gene Ontology annotation, cellular component: plasma membrane. Gene Ontology annotation, molecular function: phosphatidate phosphatase activity. Bases 615 to 1475 code for a protein of 286 amino acids.
AGAGGAGAGCGUGUCGUUAAACAACCAAACUGAAGUUAUAUGAAGGGUCAAGCACUUUUCAUUUGUGACGAUGCGUGAAUUUAAACGUUAAAAGUUAAUUUGUGUUGAUUAGGACGCGCAACUGAACUAGUGUUAGUGAACUGUCCGGAUUACGUUGACGUUCUCGUGGAUUUCCAUAGGCUCAAGCGGGAACAGAACCAUUUCGACGUCAGGCCGAGGCUGGGGUUGUGAGGAAGUGGAGAGGAGGGAUCUGUGCGUGUUGCGUGGAGAAAGGUUUAUAUUGGAUUCUCUGUUGCCUCAAGCACUGUGAAAUCGAGGAUUCUUCUCAGUCCUUUCGUUGAGCGCAAAGUCUGCUAUGUGCGCACAGCGUUGCAAGACAAUACUGUUGCAGCUUAAUCUCUUUUUAUUUGGUGUUAAGCAACAUUUUCGUUGGACUGUAAACACAUAUCUUGUCUGUCGUGGACAGGUAGGGGAAUUGUAGACAGAAGAACUCGCCAUACAGGUUGUCCUUUUACAACUCUGUACCGUCAAUGGACUUCGCGUCAACACUCGUUCACAUACAUAAGUUUUAAAACAUUAUCGACUGAGCUACAUCGUCUAUCAACGGACAGGGUAUGACGGACUUCAGGAAAAAUAAGCUAUACGUCCUGGUAGACGUGCUGUGCGUGGUAGUGGCGGCCCUGCCCUUCGUGGUCAUGAACCUGGUGUUCCGGCCGUACCAGCGCGGCGUGUACUGUGACGACGAGACCAUCCAGUACCCGCUCAAGCCCGACACCAUCACCCACGGCACCCUGGCCGCCGUCACCAUCUCCUGCACCGUCGUCAUCAUCUCCUGCGGGGAGGCCUACCUGGUGUACAGCAAGAGGAUCUACUCCAACUCAGACUUCAACCAGUACGUGUCGGCGCUCUACAAGGUGCUCGGAACCUUCCUGUUCGGGGCCGCCGUCAGCCAAUCGCUGACCGACCUGGCCAAGUUCACCAUCGGGCGUCCGAGGCCCAACUUCAUGGCCGUUUGCGCCCCCAAGGCGUGCAAGGGCUACGUGCUGGGGAUCAACUGCACUGGCCCCUCCCACGCAGUCACAGAAUCCAGGCUAUCCUUCUACUCGGGCCAUUCGUCCUUUGGGAUGUACUGCAUGCUGUUCCUGGCGCUCUACGUCCAGGCGAGGUUGGCGGCUAAGUGGGCCCGACUCCUCCGGCCCACCAUCCAGUUCUUCCUGGUGGCGUUCGCGGUGUAUGUGGGCUACACCCGCGUGUCGGAUUACAAGCACCACUGGAGCGACGUGCUGGUGGGGCUCCUGCAGGGAGCCCUGGUCGCCGUCCUGAACGUGCGCUUCGUGUCAGACUUCUUCAAGCAGCGUCCCCAGCGCUGCUCCGCCCCGCAGGCGGCCGAGACCGAGGAGUCGGAGCGCAAAGCCAGCCUGCAGAUUGUCGACGCCGAACACAACAACCAUUACGGCUACCCGGGGCCUGUGUGAGCAGGGCCCUGGAGCCCCCCACAGCCCACAACCACUCUCACUACAUAUCCCACAAACCACUGGACCGACUGAGGGCGCUUCCUGUAGUCUCCCGGCCUCCGGCAGGAUGCAGGGUGCAACCGGCCCUAACUCGAAAACACGACUGCCUCCCCCCCCCACCCUUGAGGCAGACUGCCUCCCCCCCCACCCUUGAGGCAGACUGCCUCCCCCCCACCCUUGAGGCAGAGGCACCUUUACCGGGACACGCUUGUUGACGUCGACUCGUUUCGACGUCUAUUCCUUUUGCGUUUUUUUUAUUUUUACUUCUGUGUUUUUUUAUUUUAUUUUAUAUAUGUUUAUUUCAAAAUAACCAAAUAUUCGGAACAUUCAGAGAUUGCGGCAAAUGGAAGGGCAGAUACGCAGACAUUAAGACCAUAGUCAAAGGGGGAAUGUCUACAUUAGUCUCAUUUUAGUGCACCUUAGUGAGUUUGAGAUUGGUGUGAAUAUUUUAGCUGAGUGAAAUGAACUGUAGUGGGUUGGUGAUGUGGAUUGUGUGAGUUUGGUUGGAUGUUUAAGAAUGGUAUACCACUAGAUCACAAUCACUGCAUUGUUUUUAGCGAUUAAAAAAAACGUCUCUAUAUUUUCCCCAGUCAGAAACCCACAUAUUUAGUUUCUCCUUUGAACAUAGAUGAAGGUCGUAAUUUGUUGAAAAGCCAUUUUGAAAAUGGUUUUGAAAUGGUAAUUUAUUUGUCUUGUUUCUUGUGUAUUCAGUUUGAAUGUGUCUAAUACGCGGGCGCUGUUCAUGUGUUGUGCCUUCACAAUCCUGACUGCCAGCCACUAUGAGCCUGACUGUACCUGACAAAAUCAUGUUUCAUGUUGAAGGAAAACUUUUAUACACAUGUAUGUUUUAUUAUCUCAGAAGUAACGCGCUGUUUUCCAUGUGUGUACACCAGAGCCCAUAUUAAAUCAGUUUUUUCUCAAACCGGUGCCUUCACGACGCCACAAAUAGAUCCUAUUCAUGUUCAAACACAGACCAGAUGAAUUGGAAUGAGAUUUUGAAAGGAGGUUGGAAUGAUUAAGCUCUCCGUCGCGAGCCUUUUCGCGGCUCGCGUCGUAAUACUGUUCAAUCUCCACUUCAAAGCUUCCAUUUCCCUUCUCCGUUCCUGUCCAGACUUAAGGAGCUCAUUUGUGAAUCGGGCUCCUGUCCUGUACGCCCCUUUCGGCUCACCAGGCCCCGCGUGGCACUAGGACGGGAGGCCCAGCUGCCUGGCUCCAGACCCAGGAUGGGCCCUGGGGCUUGGCUGGUACUGACUGAAGCUGUGCCCCAGAACCACGGAGCGACAGGGGCCUAAAGAGCCCCCUGACCCCCCCCCCCCCACCACCACACAGUCCCUCAAGACACACGUUAAAGCACUUUUAUUUCUGCUUUGAAUUCCAGAGAAUUGGAACCAGCUGGAGCAACUUCGGUGUUGUGUAAGUCUCACCUCAGUUUUACCAAACAACCCACCCGUACCAAAUAUCCUAUUAGUCCACAUUUGGCAGAGAGCAAAAACACAGGUGCGGAACUGUUAUGAUGUCUGAGUUCCCUCCGGCUUGGUCAGGAAAAGCAUUUCAGUCGGACACUGUGACGUGAGGCUGAGCGUGUACAGCAGAGCGAACUUUCUCACCUUAUGUUUCUGGUUUUAAUGAGAUCUGUAAACUCUUCGGUGAUCUUUCCUGAGCUAAUGUACGUGACAGAAUUUCAAAUAAAGACAAUAUAAAAGUA